AUGUCAGCCGAGGUGCGGCUCAGGCGGCUCCAGCAACUGGUGCUGGACCCCGGAUUCCUGGGGCUGGAGCCCCUGCUAGACCUUCUCCUGGGCGUCCACCAGGAGCUGGGCACCUCCGACCUGGCCCAGGACAAGUAUGUGGCCGACUUCUUGCAGUGGGCGGAGCCCAUCGCGGCGAGGCUUAAGGAAGUCCGACUAGGAAGGGAUGACUUCGAGAUUCUGAAGGUGAUCGGACGCGGGGCGUUCAGCGAGGUAGCGGUGGUGAAGAUGAAGCAGACGGGCCAGGUGUACGCCAUGAAGAUCAUGAAUAAAUGGGACAUGCUGAAGAGAGGCGAGGUAUCGUGUUUUCGGGAGGAAAGGGAUGUGCUGGUGAACGGGGACAGGCGCUGGAUCACGCAGCUUCACUUCGCCUUCCAGGAUGAGAACUACCUGUACCUGGUCAUGGAGUACUACGUGGGCGGGGACCUGCUAACACUGCUGAGCAAGUUUGGGGAGCGGAUCCCGGCGGAGAUGGCUCGCUUCUACCUGGCUGAAAUCGUGAUGGCCAUCGACUCAGUGCACCGGCUGGGCUACGUGCACAGAGACAUCAAACCCGACAACAUCUUGCUGGACCGCUGUGGCCACAUUCGCUUGGCUGACUUUGGCUCCUGCCUCAAACUGCAGGAGGAUGGAACCGUCCGGUCGCUGGUGGCCGUGGGCACCCCGGACUACCUGUCCCCCGAGAUCUUGCAGGCCGUGGGUGGCGGGCCCGGGACAGGCAGCUACGGGCCGGAGUGUGACUGGUGGGCAUUGGGCGUGUUCGCCUAUGAAAUGUUCUACGGACAGACGCCCUUCUAUGCGGAUUCCACAGCAGAGACCUACGGCAAGAUCGUCCACUACAAGGAGCACCUGUCCCUGCCGCUGGCCGACUCAGGGGUCCCCGAGGAGGCCCGAGACCUCAUCCAGCGGCUGCUGUGUCCCAGGGAGACACGGCUGGGCCGGGCUGGGGCGCGGGACUUCAGAGAGCAUCCUUUCUUUUCGGGCGUGGACUGGGAUGGACUCCGCGAUAGCGCGCCCCCCUUUACGCCAGACUUUGAGGGUGCCACCGACACGUGCAAUUUCGACUUGGUGGAGGACGGGCUCACUGCCAUGGUGAGCGGGGGCGGGGAGACACUGUCAGACAUGCCGGAGGGCGCACCGCUGGGGGUUCACCUACCAUUUGUGGGCUACUCCUACUCCUGCAUGGCCCUCAGGGACGUUGAGGGCCCAGGCCCCACACCCAUGGAACUGGAGGCAGAGCCACUGCAGGAGCCACUACCGGAGACACCGGUGCACGCCCCCUGCCUGCAGCCCCCCAACCCUCCACUGGAGGAGGAAACACCAGAGGAGGCAGUCUCGGUGGCCUUCCAGGAGGCGGUGGCGGAGGUGACGCUGCGGGAGCUCCAGGAGGCCCUGGAAGAGGAGGUGGUCUCCCGGCAGACCCUGAGCCGGGAAUUGGAGGCCAUUCGCACAGCCAACCAGAACUUUGCCAGUCAACUCCGCGAGGCCGAGACCCGGAACCGAGACCUGGAGGCGCACGUCCGGCAGCUGCAGGAACGGAUGGAGGAGCUGCAGGCACAGCGAGCUGAAGCUGUCAUGGGGGUCCCCAGUCCCAGGGCCACGGAUCCACCUUCCCAUCUAGAUAGCCCCCCGGCCGUGGCUCUGGGCCAGUGCCCGCUGGUGGGGCCAGGGCCCCUGCAUCGCCGCCACCUGCUGCUCCCUGCCUGGGUCCAUAGGCCUGGCCUAUCGGAGGCGCUUUCCCUGCUCGUGUUCGCCUCUGCUCUGGCUGGUCCCGCAGCCCAGGGCGGCCUUGGGUUGGUGGCCCUCGCAGGCCAUCUCGCACCCAUCAGGCGCCACCCCGGAGCCGCCUUCGCCCCCUGA
Elephantulus edwardii (Cape elephant shrew) is the source of this 1899-nucleotide messenger RNA. It is a transcript of the gene DMPK, whose product is annotated as dystrophia myotonica-protein kinase. Gene Ontology annotation, molecular function: ATP binding; protein serine/threonine kinase activity. Gene Ontology annotation, biological process: peptidyl-threonine phosphorylation; actomyosin structure organization. Gene Ontology annotation, cellular component: cytoskeleton; cytoplasm. The record is from RefSeq and is a predicted model, not a curated record. Bases 1 to 1899 code for a protein of 632 amino acids. The transcript has 15 exons. Lineage: Eukaryota; Metazoa; Chordata; Mammalia; Macroscelidea; Macroscelididae.